This is a messenger RNA of Sarcophilus harrisii (Tasmanian devil), 6453 nucleotides long. RefSeq names its product importin 7 (gene IPO7). The coding region runs from base 171 to 3287 and encodes 1038 amino acids. The record is from RefSeq and is a predicted model, not a curated record. Gene Ontology annotation, biological process: protein import into nucleus. Gene Ontology annotation, molecular function: small GTPase binding. The transcript has 25 exons. Gene Ontology annotation, cellular component: nuclear envelope; cytosol. NCBI's taxonomy places the organism in Eukaryota, Metazoa, Chordata, Mammalia, Dasyuromorphia, Dasyuridae.
CUCCCGCCUCCCCGCCUCGGAGAAGAGGCUCUAUCCGGGGCCUUGGCGCUUCUCUUUCCUUUCGCGCCGGUUGCCGCUGCGGAGCGCGGCGGGUCCAUGUGCGCAGCGAGCGGCGCUACUCGCGGCCCAGCACGACCCCGAGCGCUCCCCCUACCCCCGGCUCGCCGGCCAUGGACCCCAACACGAUCAUCGAGGCCCUGCGGGGCACCAUGGACCCAGCCCUUCGGGAGGCCGCCGAGCGCCAGCUCAAUGAGGCCCACAAGUCCGUGAACUUUGUUUCAACUCUGCUACAAAUUACCAUGUCCGAGCAGCUGGAUUUACCAGUGAGACAGGCAGGUGUUAUCUAUUUGAAAAAUAUGAUAACUCAGUAUUGGCCUGAUAGGGACACCACACCAGGGGAAAUACCUCCUUAUACAAUUCCUGAGGAAGAUCGACAUUGUAUCCGUGAAAAUAUUGUUGAAGCUAUUAUUCACUCUCCUGAACUUAUCAGGGUACAGCUUACUACGUGCAUUCAUCACAUAAUCAAACAUGAUUACCCAAGUCGCUGGACUGCAGUUGUGGACAAGAUUGGUUUUUAUCUCCAAUCUGAUAACAGUGCUUGCUGGCUUGGAAUCCUUCUUUGCCUUUAUCAGCUGGUGAAAAACUAUGAGUACAAGAAGCCAGAGGAACGGAGUCCAUUGGUAGCAGCAAUGCAGCAUUUCCUCCCAGUUUUGAAGGAUCGUUUUAUUCAACUUCUUCCUGAUCAGUCUGAUCAAUCAGUCCUCAUUCAAAAACAGAUAUUCAAGAUCUUCUAUGCCCUUGUUCAGUAUACUCUUCCACUGGAGCUGAUAAAUCAAGCGAAUUUGACUGAAUGGAUAGAAAUUCUAAAGACAGUUGUAAACAGGGAUGUGCCACCUGAAACCCUUCAAGUUGAAGAGGAUGAUCGGCCAGAAUUACCAUGGUGGAAAUGCAAGAAGUGGGCUUUACAUAUCUUGGCAAGGCUUUUUGAAAGGUAUGGAAGUCCUGGCAAUGUUUCCAAGGAGUAUAAUGAAUUUGCUGAAGUCUUCCUAAAAGCAUUUGCAGUUGGUGUCCAGCAGGUAUUGUUAAAGGUGCUGUAUCAAUACAAAGAAAAACAAUAUAUGGCUCCUCGAGUUCUACAGCAGACACUGAACUAUAUCAAUCAAGGAGUGUCCCAUGCUGUCACAUGGAAGAACCUGAAACCUCAUAUACAAGGCAUUAUCCAAGAUGUUAUUUUUCCAUUGAUGUGCUAUACAGAUGCUGAUGAGGAGCUCUGGCAAGAAGAUCCUUAUGAAUAUAUACGCAUGAAGUUUGAUGUGUUUGAGGACUUCAUUUCUCCAACUACUGCUGCCCAGACCCUCUUAUUUACAGCCUGUAGUAAGAGAAAAGAGGUCUUACAGAAGACAAUGGGAUUUUGCUAUCAGAUUCUUACAGAGCCAAAUGCUGAUCCUCGGAAAAAAGAUGGUGCUCUGCAUAUGAUCGGUUCUUUGGCUGAAAUCCUGCUAAAGAAAAAGAUCUACAAAGAUCAGAUGGAGUACAUGUUGCAGAAUCAUGUGUUCCCUCUUUUCAGCAGUGAACUAGGCUACAUGAGAGCAAGGGCUUGCUGGGUGCUUCAUUAUUUCUGUGAAGUGAAGUUUAAGAGUGACCAGAACCUGCAGACAGCCUUGGAACUGACAAGACGCUGUCUAAUUGAUGAUAGAGAGAUGCCUGUGAAAGUAGAAGCUGCUAUUGCCCUUCAAGUUCUGAUUAGCAAUCAGGAAAAAGCAAAGGAAUAUAUUACACCAUUCAUUAGACCUGUCAUGCAGGCUCUUCUUCAUAUCAUAAGAGAAACAGAAAAUGACGAUCUUACCAAUGUGAUUCAGAAAAUGAUUUGCGAAUAUAGUGAAGAGGUUACUCCUAUUGCUGUUGAAAUGACACAACAUUUGGCCAUGACAUUUAACCAGGUAAUCCAGACUGGGCCAGAUGAAGAAGGAAGUGAUGAUAAAGCAGUAACAGCCAUGGGAAUCUUAAAUACAAUCGAUACACUUCUUAGUGUGGUGGAAGAUCAUAAAGAGAUAACACAACAGCUAGAAGGCAUUUGUUUGCAGGUCAUUGGUACUGUUUUGCAACAGCAUGUUUUAGAGUUCUAUGAGGAAAUCUUUUCUUUAGCUCACAGUUUGACCUGUCAGCAAGUCUCUCCACAAAUGUGGCAGCUUUUGCCUCUUGUAUUUGAAGUCUUUCAGCAGGAUGGAUUUGAUUACUUUACAGAUAUGAUGCCUCUUCUUCAUAAUUAUGUAACUGUGGACACAGAUACACUUUUGUCAGACACCAAAUAUCUUGAAAUGAUAUACAGCAUGUGCAAAAAGGUCUUGACAGGAGUAGCAGGAGAAGACGCAGAAUGUCAUGCAGCCAAAUUGUUGGAAGUGAUCAUUCUACAAUGCAAAGGCCGUGGCAUUGAUCAGUGUAUUCCCUUGUUUGUGGAAGCUGCACUGGAGAGACUCACCAGAGAGGUCAAAACAAGUGAGCUCCGAACAAUGUGUCUUCAGGUGGCCAUUGCAGCUCUGUAUUACAAUCCUCAUCUGCUCCUCAACACUUUAGAAAACCUUCGGUUCCCUAACAAUGUUGAACCAGUCACAAAUCACUUUAUUACACAGUGGCUUAAUGAUGUUGAUUGUUUCUUGGGGCUUCACGAUAGAAAGAUGUGUGUUCUAGGCUUGUGUGCUCUUAUUGACUUGGAACAGAUACCGCAAGUUUUAAAUCAGGUUUCGGGACAAAUUCUUCCAGCUUUUAUCCUUUUAUUUAAUGGGUUAAAAAGAGCAUAUGCUUGUCAUGCAGAGCAUGAAAAUGAUAGUGAUGAAGAUGAUGAAGCUGAUGAUGAUGAAGAAACAGAAGAGCUUGGAAGUGAUGAAGAUGAUAUUGAUGAGGAUGGGCAAGAAUAUUUAGAGAUUCUAGCUAAGCAGGCAGGAGAAGAUGGAGACGAUGAAGAGUGGGAAGAAGAUGAUGCAGAAGAAACUGCCCUGGAAGGCUAUUCCACAAUCAUUGAUGAUGAAGAGAACCCUGUUGACGAGUAUCAGAUAUUUAAAGCUAUAUUUCAGACUAUUCAGAGUCGUAAUCCUGUGUGGUACCAAGCUCUGACUCAUGGUCUUAAUGAAGAACAAAGAAAACAGUUACAAGACAUAGCAACUCUGGCAGACCAGAGACGAGCAGCCCACGAAUCCAAAAUGAUUGAGAAACAUGGAGGAUACAAAUUCAACGCUCCAGUUGUGCCAAGUUCAUUCAAUUUUGGAGGUCCAGCCCCUGGGAUGAAUUGAAUUAUCCCUUUCUUUCCUGCUACCGUGUGAUUGUAGUAAAGAGCUUGUGUUCCUCCCAGUAGUGGUUCCAGAACUGGUUUGUGUUCUCUACAGCUCACUCUAAACUAAUUGAUCAAUAGAUUGGACAGAAACCCCAGGAAGUGGGACCUGAUCAUGCAACCUGGCACUGGAAAGUAAACCAGAGGGGUCUUGGGCAGGGUGGGGGGAGGGUGGGGCGGUUUUUGUUUUGUUUGGGGGUGGGAGGGUUGUUUUCAUUUUUUUUUUUGGAAGAAAAGAAGAACCUGACUUUGGAGCUUCAAAUGACACACUGUGGAGAUCUGCAAACAAACGAGGGGAUGUCAUAAGGCAGCUUUUCUUUUUCUGAGGAAAAAAUAGGCAUGGGCUGCAGGACUAUUUAAAAUGUCUCAUUUACAGUACAAGCUCAAAGGUAGAUGUAAUUUUUACACUUAUGAAUAUUUUGCCCAGUUUCCUUCCCUUUCCCAUCCCCUCUCCCAUUGGGUCUUUAUUCUUUUAAUGUAAAUAAGGUAAUCUGAUAGCCUUACUUAAUCUUCAUCAUUUCCAUUUAUCAAAGAUUGUUCCUAUAUAGAUUAUUGGACACUUAUUGUAGCACUACAUAACUGAUACAAAUCUGUAAAUGAAUUAGCACUUUCAUAUUGAAACAAGCCUGCUAGCCUAUGUAUAAAAUAGCAAAAUGUUUGCUGUUUAUAAAAAGAAGGGAUGUAAUGGGGAGGGGGGCUGGGGUACUUUCAAGUUAUUAAUUUAAAAAUGAACUAGCAGUUUUGUACCUGGUGACUGUGGUGCACUCACCUCUGACAGUGACUUGAAUUCGGUAUGUAAAAAGGGGUUAGUGGAUACUUCAUUGCUGCUAAAAAAAAAUGGCAACACCCUCUGUGUCCUUUGUUUUUUCUUAAGGCUCUCAAUGUACAAGUGGAAAUUUGGGUAUAAGACCUUAAUGUAAAAAUGAGAAAGGUUAUCUUCUCUGAAGCAUGUAAAUUGGACCUAAGUUCUGCUCUUAAAGAGUUGAUUGAAGUGUGUGGAUGAACAUCUAUAUAUGCAAUCUAUUAAAAGAACUUAAUUCGGCUGAUAAUGGCUUGAUCUGAUGCGGUUUUUUCCUAUUUUUUUUUUAAACUUCUGUUAGAAUGACUUACUUUUCCCCCUGCACCUGCUUAUAGUGCUAAGUGCUAGAUUUCCUUUUGAUUUUGCAUUUAAACUACCACACGUGUCUCUGUGCCUAUCACAGUAUCGAUAUCUUUUAAAUCAGUCAGUAGGCACAGCUCUCUCUGGGACCACUAUUGAUACCACUCCCAAAACAAGCCAGCAGCAAGAUGGUGCAUAGAGGUUGCUUUGCCAUCCCUCAACCUAUUGACACCUCUAAAAGAAAUCCUUAGUUUCUUAUCUUGCAUUGAUCAUUGAUCUUCAAUAUUUGUCUAGUUAGUCAUUGUUGAUUUGGGUUGGUUUUAUAUAUUAUAUAUACACACACAUAUUAACAUGUAUCAAAGUGUUGUGUUAUUGAAUUCUAAGCUAUUUUAAUUUAAAUGCUGUUGGGUCUCAAACAGGCUAGAGAAUUGAUUACAUCUGUAAAAAUGAAACCUGCACAUAUUGAAACUCAAAAUGCAAAACUUCAGAAAAAUGGUUUGUCUUUGUGUGUUUCUUGUAUGUUAAUAAUUAAGUCUGCUUUUUGAAAUGUGUGGUUUUCUUGAAGGACAAGCAGUUAAAACGUUUAUCCCCAUACCUACCUUAUCAGAAGGCAUCCCUAAGCAAGUUGCAUUGCUUACAUUUGACCAUUUGACCUUCUCAUUCUGUGCCCUGGGUAUAAGACUCAGCUGGCCAUUUGAAUAUCAGUAUAGUUGAUACUGACUUAUAUGUUUCUCUUAAUGUUGAGAUCAAGUGUGUCACUAUGCCACAGCCUUUAUUUCUUAUCAAUUUGUAUAGUUAGUUAUCCUCAUGUGAAUCUGAUAGCAUCAUCCAGGUGCUUGAAUCUGUCAUGAACCUAUUAAUAGUUUAAAAAAAAAUAAAACCUGAAACAGUUAUAUGUUUUUGGUGUUACAUAUAGGAGUGGAAAUACUUGAAUGGGGUUGUAGAAAAGCCACCUAUUGCCACCUCUUUUUCCCAUCCCUCUAGGUUCCUCCUCUCAAUUCCAAAUAAUCUAUUUUUGGCUACCUGUUUUAGACUUCAUUAUUAAAUAAAUUGAUAAGAUUAAUUUUCACAUUACUAAUCUGUCAUUGGAAAAGUCCAUCUCUAAUAAAGGUUUAUUAUUUUCAUGUCAUAGUAUUAAAGUUCUCUUUUACUAAGGUACUUAACUUGAAGAAAUAAAUGGUUGGUGUUUAAGAUGUUGGGAAGCAAAGUUGAGGCUUAUUGUUAAAUUCAGGAUAGUUUUUCAACAUUGAACUUAAAAUAAAAUGGAAUCCUCUUCAAUGGGGUUGUUUAGGAAGUAAAUAGGAAGAGACCUCAUUUGGCAUAUUUACUAAGACUUUAUUUAUUGUAAAAUAGUGAUGACCUCUAUUAUCUUACUAAGUGACAUACUUAUUAACUUCAAGGAAAACUUCAUUCUUAAGUAUAACUAAUUAUCACUAGUUUAUAUACCUUAUAUCCAUUUUGCCAUAUUUUUAAAAGUUUGAUCUUGUUUCUUAAAAUUUUAACUACAAAUAGGUGGAAUAACAGUUUUAUUGUUAUUUCCUUUUUUGGGUUUUUUUUUUUUAAUGGAUGUACUAAAAAUGUAGAGGCUUGACAUUUUUAUCUUGGAUGGUAUUAAAUGUUCAGGCGAAAAUACUACUCAUACAUCUUUGGGAGCAAAAGUCAUCCAUUUUGUAGAAAUGUAUAUUCCUAGUACUAAAUAAAAGAAAUAAAUUUGUUUCUCUACAGGUUAUAUAUAAAAUGUUGGCUGCUAAUCUCCACAAGUUAUCAAGAUGGUGGCUUCUUUGCUCACCUCAUGAAGACCAGAACUCUAGAGCAAUGGUGGCCAACUGUAGGCCUAGGCAUGGCUCUUUGGCGCUUCAUGUGCUGGCCACCCAUUGGAGCAAGCAUGAAGAAAAGGCAUUGGCAAUUGUAUUUAAUAUUGAGGGUAAAAGAAAUAAUCAUGUUCUCAGGAAGAUACGGAAAAAUGAAUUAUGUAAACUUUUGUUGGUCUGUUCACUUAAUUAGAUAUUAAAAGUUUGGAGAAAAAAAA